UUCAGUCGUGGGUGCAGUGCGUGCGGGUGUGCAGUGGUUUCGGGAGCUGCUUCAACAACCGGCGUGGCCUGCAGCGCGCGAGGUUAGAUUCGUGGUCCGCGGUUAGUUGUGAACCCGAGCGGGGGCUCGAGGGGGAGUAGUGCGUCGGUCAUAGUGGAGGAGAGAGGGGUUCACGAUGCCCCCCAUAAUAGGGGAAACGUUGCGUGUGUGGUUCCUCUCGGCAUUGGUGGUUCACGGUGCUGUUGCUGGCAAUCCGGACGCGAAACGCCUUUACGAUGACUUGCUUUCUAACUAUAACAAACUAGUGCGCCCUGUUGUGAACACCUCGGACGUGCUACGCGUGUGCAUCAAGUUGAAACUCUCCCAGCUCAUCGACGUGAAUUUGAAGAAUCAAAUCAUGACGACGAAUCUGUGGGUGGAACAGUCAUGGUACGAUUACAAACUGCGAUGGGAGCCGAAGGAAUACGGAGGAGUUCACAUGUUACACGUGCCGUCCGACCACAUAUGGCGGCCCGAUAUAGUCCUCUACAACAACGCGGACGGCAACUUCGAGGUGACCUUGGCCACGAAGGCCACCAUCUACCAUCAAGGAUUGGUCGAGUGGAAGCCCCCCGCCAUUUAUAAAUCAUCCUGCGAGAUCGACGUGGAGUACUUCCCAUUCGACGAGCAGACCUGUGUCCUCAAGUUCGGUUCGUGGACCUAUGACGGCUUUAAGGUCGAUCUAAGGCACAUGGAUGAGAAAUCGGGAAGCAACGUGGUGGAUGUCGGAGUCGAUCUCUCCGAAUUCUACAUGUCGGUAGAAUGGGAUAUUUUAGAAGUACCUGCAGUACGAAACGAAAAAUUUUACACCUGCUGCGACGAGCCGUACCUGGAUAUUACAUUUAAUAUAACAAUGCGAAGAAAAACACUUUUCUACACCGUGAACAUAAUUAUUCCGUGUAUGGGAAUUUCCUUUCUUACGGUACUGACGUUUUAUCUACCUAGCGACAGCGGGGAAAAGGUCACGCUCUCCAUUUCCAUUCUCAUCAGUCUUCACGUGUUUUUCCUGCUGGUCGUCGAGAUCAUUCCACCUACGUCGCUGGUCGUGCCGCUGCUUGGAAAGUACCUGAUAUUCGCCAUGAUACUCGUUUCGAUAAGUAUAUGCGUGACAGUGGUUGUACUUAAUGUCCACUUCCGAUCGCCACAAACUCACAAAAUGGCUCCUUGGGUGAAGAGGGUUUUCAUCCAUAUCCUUCCUCGCUUGUUGGUCAUGCGAAGGCCUCAAUAUAAAUUCGAAACAAAUAGAUAUAGUUCUGGCAGAGUAUUAAUGAGAACAGUCAGAGGAAAGGAAAAAACCUGUUAUUAUCCUUAUCAUCCAUCUACUCAAGAGGAUAGCGAAGAACAUCUAACCCCUAAACGAUUUCACAGUCGUGCCGCGUCAAAAGAAGAUCUUUCACCUUCCAGUCUCGCUGAUGGCGCAAGGUUCGGCGGAAGUUGCUUAAUCCACGGUCCGCCAUUGCCACCGCUUCCUCUUCACACGGAAUGCGAAGACCUCUCUGUUUCCGGCGAGGCAGGGAUCGAGGAGGUUAAAAGUCCUGUCCUUCGAAGCCCUCCUGCUUUCUCGCAUUCGCGCUGCCCACCCGAAAUCCACAAAUCCUGCAUCUGUGUGCGCUUCAUCGCGGAACACACGAAAAUGCUGGAAGACUCGACAAAGGUGAAAGAAGACUGGAAAUACGUGGCGAUGGUCUUAGACAGGCUGUUCCUUUGGAUCUUCACGUUGGCGGUGCUGGUAGGCACAGCUGGGAUCAUCCUACAGGCGCCGACCCUCUACGACGACCGGGUACCAAUUGAUAAAAAAUUCAGCGAAUUCGCGACCACGGCGGUGGUUAACUGUCCGCCACAAUAGUCCAUGCCCGAGCCCUGCACCGUAGAGAAAGACUAAGGACCAACAUCCGGAUCCGGUAAUUUGCUAUCAGCCCGGAAAACCCGCCCUAGUCUUAGCAACUUUCAACUUCCAUCGUUGUCCAAUGACGAAAUUACGGUAAAAGGGCUCCAUUCCCGCGAAGCGAAUGUUGAAAAGAAAUGGAACGAGCAGGGUUCGAGGAAAAUCUUUGCAUUCUCGUUUGGACGCGAAAUUUGGCAAACGAGCAAUACAAUGGAACGUCGAUUGCUUGAAUAAUUGUUCGAACCGUGUUGCAAGAAUGAUAUUCUGAUUUUAAUGAAAAUUUGUAUGAACGGGUAUAUAAGUAAAAUAGUUUUUCGUUUGUUUCGAAUUCAAUGUUGCCUGAGAAUUUUUUUUUUUGAAUGAAAGAGCGUUGAAAACACGUUUUUUGUAUAAAAAUUAUUUUGCUGCAUCUCACAUCAUUACAAAAUUAUAUUUGGAAAGUAAGGUUAUGCUCGGUUAUCCUAUUACAAAAUGAAUUAUAAAAGGAAAAAUUCCGUUUGGAAACGAAAUGAAAAGAUGUUGAAAAUUUAUUAUGCAUAUAAAACUUCAUUAAAAUCAGAACCAGAUCGAAUUAAGUAAAUUUGUAACGUGGUAUAUGGUGUAAAUUAUGUUAAUGUUUUCAACAUUCCACUCUGGGACAAUAUUAAAAAUGCAAUUGAUUAAUUUUGAUGCAUUUUUCCUCAUCCAGAUGUUUGUUUCUUUAUUAUAUAUCGCUUAAUAUCUAAAAAAUUGUUCAAUUUCGCGACUUUCCAAUAAUAAUCGACGUUCUACGAAAGAGUAUUUAUCAGAAUUGUUUUCAAAAAAAAGAAAUAUAUUCCUCGAAAUUUUCCCAAGCUCGACUGUGCAUCACCGAUAUAAACGAACGAACGAGCUGCUGCGACAUCUGUCGCCCGUUUCGAGACCUUGGAUCCAUUCCUAGCUUCGUUCAAAGUGUCGAAAUUGUGAAGUAAUCAUCGACGCGUCGAUACAUCGCGAACAAUUAUGAAACAAAAAACGUAUAUCUACAUAGUAUGCUCAAGUAAAUCGUAAAAUGAAGCUGCCACUACUUAAAAAUCGGAUUAAAUUAAAAAAAACAACAAGCUAAUUAACUGUAAUAAUAACUUAGCUAAGCCCUUGGCGGUUUAAUAAACUUACCGGGAUGUCUGAGAGAAUGAUACGUGACGGGGGGG
Molecule: messenger RNA, 3093 nt
Organism: Apis florea (little honeybee)
Lineage: Eukaryota; Metazoa; Arthropoda; Insecta; Hymenoptera; Apidae
Gene: nAChRalpha4
Product: nicotinic acetylcholine receptor alpha4
Biological process (GO): monoatomic ion transmembrane transport
Cellular component (GO): postsynaptic membrane
Molecular function (GO): acetylcholine-gated monoatomic cation-selective channel activity; transmembrane signaling receptor activity
Source: RefSeq, a predicted model, not a curated record